Emys orbicularis (European pond turtle) is the source of this 882-nucleotide messenger RNA. It is a transcript of the gene MSANTD1, whose product is annotated as Myb/SANT DNA binding domain containing 1. The record is from RefSeq and is a predicted model, not a curated record. Bases 103 to 882 code for a protein of 259 amino acids. Lineage: Eukaryota; Metazoa; Chordata; Testudines; Emydidae. The transcript is spliced from 4 exons. Gene Ontology annotation, cellular component: nuclear body. Gene Ontology annotation, biological process: positive regulation of DNA-templated transcription.
GCUAAAUUCUGCUCCAGCUCUGUGGUCUGCUGUGAGGAUUCCUGCAUUGAUUUCCUGGCCCAUGGGGGAUCCUCUGCUUCCAGGACACCAGGUCAAUCAGCAAUGGCUGCAGCAGAAAUUCCCAGUUACAUUGUUUCUUCUCAGACUGAGAAACACAGAAGGGCCAGAAACUGGACUGAUGCAGAAAUGAGAGGUUUAAUGCUGGUUUGGGAAGAAUUUUUUGAUGAACUGAAACAAACUAAAAGGAAUGCCAAAGUUUAUGAGAAAAUGGCUAACAAACUCUUUGAAAUGACUGGAGAAAUUCGCCACGGAGAGGAAAUAAAGAUAAAAAUUACAAAUAUGACAUUCCAGUACAGGAAAUUAAAAUGCAUGACUGAUAGUGAAACCGUCGCACCUGACUGGCCUUAUUACAAAACCAUUGAUAGAAUCCUGUCUAAAGUAACAGACCACAGUGAUGUGAAAAUGCAUGAAAGUCAGCAACCAGGCCCUUCUACAUCACAGACUGAGGCCUCGCAGUCUCCAUCAGCUAAGUCUACACCUCUGUACUUGCCAUAUAACCAGUUUACUUAUGAAGGAAGGGAAGAAUGUUUUGAAGAUGAACAUUCAGAGAGCUCAUCAAGCUUACUUUCUUAUAAGUUGAGAGCUGAAGAAAGACCAGUUAAGAAAAGAAAGCUUCAAAGCUGUAGUUUCCAAAAGAAGAAACUAAAACUAAUGGAAGCCAUGUUGGAAGAACAAAAGAAGUUAAGCAGAGCUAUGGAAGAAACCUGUAGGGAGGUGCGCAGGAUCCUGGAUCAGCAAAACAUCAUUCAAGUUCAAAGCCUGCAGCUACAGGAGAGAAUGAUGAACCUACUGGAGAAAAUGAUCUCCAAGUCUAAUGUGUAG